ACUCACAUAAAUACAGUGGCAACGCCGUGCUUUCAGCUGUUCGGUAAACUUUUUCUUCGCGUACAAAUUGUAAUAGUUUUAGUAUUAAUUAUUCACCAUUGUUUCUACCAAAUAUUUGUACCAUGUUGCGCAAUUUGACGCGCAGUUUUGAUAGCGUGCUUAAACUGCAGCGUCAAACGUACCCUCACGCCGUUCGCUUGCUUCAUACAACAGAUCUUAGCCGCGCGCUUUUUACACAAUACGCAUGCGAGGGACGCUUGAGCAAUAAGCAACCUACGCUGGCAGCUACAGCCGGCAUAAGCAUACACGCAACGCCCACAGCUAGUGAGGCGGACAAUGAAUAUGUCCCGUAUCGAACAGAGCUGGAAAGCGGAAGUCGCGUUAGCGUUCUCAUUGCAGCGCUGCGCGAACGCUUUCGCCUCACCGAGAAGGAAGUGGAGCGCAUCGUGAGCGAUGAGCAAGUGCAUCGCAGCUAUCGCAAUCGCUGCCUAACCCAUGUGCUAGACACGCUGCUGCUGGAGGGUGUGACCAAGCAAAGUUUUGUCGAAUAUCCCUGGCUGCUGGUGUUGGAUCAGAAACGUCUGCAACUGAAACUAGAGCUGCUCAAAAGCAUGCACAUGCUAGACAUAAAUCACUUUGUGCCAUUUCUGCGUCUUACAUUGCCACGCCUGCGUAAGCUAGUCAGCGUCUUGAAUGCCGAAACCAACGAAUACCCUCAGAAGAAUCGCGUUUACUACAUCAGCGAUAAGCUGGGUGUGAGCCCGGAGAUAGUCACAAAAUAUUUGUCGAAGCGACUGUUCAUACUGGAAAUGCCAUAUGAAAUGUUCGAGAAGAAUUUGGAGCACAUGAUACACUAUAAUGUGUCGCCCAUUAAUAUACUUAAAGAUCUGUGGGCCUUUCGCUAUACGCCCAAGUCGGUGGAGCUGCGCUUGGAGCGCGCUCAACGCGCCAAAAAGGAUAAAAUAAUGCCUUGGAUGGUGCGCUGUCCGGAACCAAUACUGCAACGCUCUCUGAAGCUCACCCUAGACGAGCUGCAGGUGCUGGGCGAGUUCUCCUCCGUGGUGGAAUAUGUGGCGCAUCGUUUGGGCUUUAGUGUUAGCGAAACGAAGGCAAUUAUGGAUCGACAUCCGCAGGUGCACACAGUGCGCGUGACAAAGAUCAAAGAAGUGUUGGACUAUCUGCUAGACGUUGCGAAAUUCACACGCUUUGAAAUUGCGCAAGUGCCGCGGAUUUUGUGCCACAGCUUAAAGACCACGCGACAGCGCAUGGAGGAGCUCGAGUCCAUCGGCUGUCGACCCUCCACGCUGGUCAUUUUGUGCCGCAGCAGGCGUGAAUAUGAUAAGUUUUUGCAACAAUGGAACGAUCAGCGUGGAACGCCAAAACAGAUCAACAGCAGUUGAGCCGUAAGUAGGAGCAAACUUUUAACUGUUGAUCGUAAAUGGCCACCGAUUCGUCUAUAGUGUUACAUAGAUAUAUAGUUUUUAUUUUGAAUUAAACUGCGAUACACUGUUGGCUUGCUUUAAACAUUCAGAAUGUUAAUAAAUGGAAAAACGGAAUCGAUUGGAAAGUCAAAAUUGGUUAUUU
Molecule: messenger RNA, 1584 nt
Organism: Drosophila hydei
Lineage: Eukaryota; Metazoa; Arthropoda; Insecta; Diptera; Drosophilidae
Gene: mTTF
Product: transcription termination factor, mitochondrial
Exons: 4
Coding region: 123-1400 (425 amino acids)
Biological process (GO): termination of mitochondrial transcription; regulation of DNA-templated transcription
Cellular component (GO): mitochondrial matrix
Molecular function (GO): double-stranded DNA binding
Source: RefSeq, a predicted model, not a curated record